CUGGCGAUCUGAGGCGCAACUGGAGAGGGAGACUGAUCGACUCCAUUCACUGAUCCCGUUCUGCCUCUUACCUUGUCGGGCUGGCUUAUGCGUGGACUAAGAUGUACUUAUCGAGGAGAACCAUGCAUUUUCUUUUCUGUAUGAGAACGCUGCACUUCUCAAGACAAGUUUGAAGUGCUUUUUUUCCAGCGUGCCAAGCGCGCGUUAAACCUCUCUGGUUGUGGAUUAUUCAACAAGCUGCCUGAAUGGAAAGCAUGUCGCCGCAGCAGCAAGACAGUGUCAACCCAAACCAUCGCGCAUCACUGACAGGAGAAAGUAAAUGUCCUCAGCAGGACAAAAAGAGGAUGAAGUCCAUGAUGCAUCGCCGGCAGUCUGCUCCGUCGUUGGUCAUCAGCAAAGCACUUACCCGCUCCAGAACCCUCUCCAGGGAGAACUGCCUGAUGCCGGUGAGCCCGGAGACGUGUCUGCUGGUGCAGUCCUACCUGUCGUCCACGCGGCACUUCGUGGCCCACGCCUACGCCCAGCUGAAGACAGGCCUGCAGACCCAGGAGAGGCACCUCUUCCUCUUCAAUGACAUCCUCCUCAUCACCAAGGCCAAGUCCCCCACUCACUUCAAGAUGAAGGCCCAGGCCUACGUGUCCCAGAUGUGGAUCGCCAACUGCAUGGAGGAGGUGUGUGAGGGCAGCACUAGCCAGGAGAGGAGCUUCGUCAUGGGCUGGCCCACCUGCAACUGUGUGGCUACAUUCAGCACUGUAGAGCAGAAAGAAAACUGGCUCUCUCUCAUUAAAAGCCAUAUGAAAGAAGAGAAGGAGAAGGACAACCCUAAAACCAUCCCUCUGAAAGUGUUCGCCAAAGACCUCGGGAACAGCGCAUACGCCAAGACGCUAGCAGUGAGCAACUCCGACAGUGCCAGCGAGGUCAUUCGACUGGCUCUGCAGCAGUUUGGCAUUGUGGGCAACGUGAAGGAUUACCAGCUGUGGGUGAGCUCCAAGAGGGAUAAUGCACCCUAUCCCCUCAUUGGUCAUGAGUACCCCUUCUCUAUCCAGAUGGGCCACCUAAGAGACCCCUCUCUCUGCCUGGCCGACCCCAAAGACGGCAGCAGCGCGCCCCCUCCCGAGACCCAGGCAGAGCUGCUCCUGGACCAGCUGCAGAACGACAACCAGUGCCAAUUCAUACUCAAGCCAAGCCGCGUGGUGGUGGGACAGUCCUUCAUAGCCUCUACAGUGGAGCCCAGCGUGAAACCCUAUAAGAGGAGGCGGUCCCUGAUCAGCUGGGCCUUCUGGAGGGGUUCGACCAAUCAGCUGGAUGACCCGCCCCUGACGCCCCUAAUCACCGCCCCCGGCCAGCUGUUUGGCCAGCCCCUCUGCAUGGUGUGCCAGGACGGUGCCCUGCCCAGACCCAUUAUGGACAUCCUGGUCUUCUUGUACCAGGAGGCUCCGUUCACCAGAGGGAUCUUCAGGCGCUCCGCCGGGGCCAAAGCCUGCCGGGACCUGAGGGACCGCCUGGACUCUGGAUCCCCAGACGUCUCCCUGGUGCACGAGUCCAUCUUCGUCAUCGCCGCGGUUCUGAAGGACUUCCUUCGGAACAUUCCGGGCAGCCUGCUGUCGUCUGAUCUGUACGAGUUGUGGACGGCAGCCAUGGACAACAGCAGUGGCUCCGCGGAAGGGGAGGAGAGUCAACUGGAGGCUGUUCAGAGGUUGGUUUGCCGUCUGCCCCCAGAGAACUCGCUGCUCCUGGGCCACGUGCUGGCUCUACUGUAUCGCGUCCACCUCCACUCGCUCGACAACCAGAUGAACGCCUUCAACCUGGCCAUCUGCAUCGCUCCCAGCAUGCUCUCUCCUCCCAUCCUCGGAAGCCCCGAACUGGAGGGAGACGGGGCUAAGAAGGUUUGCGAGUUGGUGCGUCUGAUGAUUGAGAAUUGCCACGCGGUCAUGAAACUGGACGUGGCGUCGCUGUUCAGCGGAUUUCCGCAGAGGUGCAGCAAUGCACAUGACAUCACCUCUGAUGUGUCCACGUACCAGAUGACUGACUCCUCCUACGACAGUCUGGAAAACGAGCUGGAAAAUGACGACCUGGGAUCACCAUUCCCAGCCAUCCAACGUCCGACGGCGCAGCCGGACAGCCGGAGUCGAGAUUCCGUUAUCACCCUGAGCGACUGCGACUUGGAUCAGACAGACACGGACCCCGACACGCCUCUUCCGACCUCCGCUCUCCUCCUCCAUCCUCCUCCUGUACCCGCGAACACCAGGGUGUCCCACAUUCCUCGCCCAACCUCCUCAUCCCAAGCCCGACGCCCGUCCACCGAAGUGCCUCUUGUCCUGCCCGUCUCCUGCCGCUUCCGUCGCCGCUCCGAACCCUCCAUCCGCAGCUCCACCGCCUCCUUGCUCCGGUGCCUCGAGCAACGCGAAGGCAACCGCAAAGGCAGCUACGACGACGACGAUGACGACGACAACGACAAAAACGCAGAGACGGACUGCGGCGAGGUGAACGAGGCGUUCACCAAACACCUGAGCAUCCUUCGCCUGGACAAGCCCACAGCUCUGGAGCGUGACGGCGGAACUGCAACAGACCAUGCUACCGCCACCGGCAAACACACGCAGACACACACACAGAGGCGGAAGGACGCGGUGAAAAAGCCCCCGCCACUCCACCUUGGCACCAGCUGCUCCAGCCUCUACUCCCCGACCGCCUCCCCCACGCACUCCUCCAUGAGCUCCCUGGACAGCGCCUUCUCCCAGCACUCCGCCGACUUCUCCUCCUCCUCCACCUCCUGCCCUCCUCCCGGCGGCGGCGGUGGUGGUGCUGGGGGUGUCGGAAUCGGAGGCCCUCGCAGGAUGUCCGGUAGCGCCUCCCCCUGCUCCUCCAUGGGACACAUCUCCCCGCGCUCCCCGACCCAGGUGUCCCAGCUGUUCUCCAUCCCAGCGACGUCGCUCAUCCCGCCGUCGUCGCUGCUACGAGAGUCUCCGCCCAAGGAGUGCUACGAGUGGACGCACCUGAAGAGCGGGCACGGCUUGCACCCAAACUCCUGGCUCAAGAGGGACAGGCGUCUCUCGCUGUCUCGCGAGAACGAAGCGGCAGACCUGCAGAAGCUUCAGGAGAGCCUGGUGAACGGCCUGAGUAAGACCGUCCAAGGGGGGAAGGAAAGGAGGGGUCUGCCAGAACCGGCUGAAGUGGGAUCGGGAGCGGGGCCAAGGCGGAGGUCCACCAGCCCCCCGUCCUACCAGCAGGCGCUGGUCCAGGUCCAGACGCAGCGCAGCAAGAGCAUGCUGUACUCCACCCCCAACGACAAGCCACUCACCGUGAGGGAGCUGAGGGAGCUCCACAAUAAGGCCUCGUCUCUGCCCAGAGUACCCACCGCCCCUGCCCUGCUCGGGCCCCGUACGGGCCGAAGGCCCUCCCUGAAGUCCCAGAUAUCAGGGGGAGACCUCUCGGAACCUCCACAGGCCAUGUUCUACGUCCAGAACACGCAGAACCCGCCCACCGCGUACCGCGGCAAGUCUCACUCACUCAUCCCCAGCAUGUCGGAGAAGCUCCUUCCCAGGACAGGUCGCCGCGCUUCCGAGCCCGUAGCCAACCUGAGCCUGGAUCGCGAGUCCACUCUACUAGGCCUGGAGAAGCUCCACAGGCAAGCGGUGAGGAAGUCGACGACGGACCCGGACAUAGCCCGAAACCAAGGCCUGAGGAUAUCGCGGUCCGACCAGGAGAUCGGGAGAGGAGAUCAGGGGGGCGUGGGGGAUCCCCGGUUCUGCCUCUCACCCGCGGCCACCCGGGCCGUGAGGGACUACUUCUCGUCGCAGAACCAGGACGACCCGCACGGGUCCCUGCGGAAGAGCCAGGAGGUGGCCCUGGCCAUCGUUCAAGGCAAGAGAGAGUGGAGCAGGAGGUGCAGCGAUCCGAAGGUGGAGGACUUUGACCAGCUGCUCUUCGCUGAGGAGUCGUACGUCUAGAAGUGGAAGUUGUGUCUGAUUUGUCAGUAAUGGACAACCUAGAAUCAUUAGUUACUACAAUCCAGUGCCACAUAUUCGACAUGGCCUGAUUUCACCUGGCCAUUUCAACCAGGUGGUCAUUCAACCAGGCAAUACCAUGGUUGAAAACAGAAACAGGACAUUGGAGUGCUUCUGGGUCUUCACAUUUUUCCCUUGGUGCUCAUCAGUGUAGGGGCUCUCAAACUUGGUCCAGGUAGACAAAUUCUGAGGCACUCAAGGUUACAAUUUUUAUUUACAUUUAUUUUUAUUUUUUUAUUUGGCUACUUGUAGAAAAUAAAAACCUUGUGUGCCUCAGACUUUGUCUAUCAAUCACCAGGUUGAAUUGACCAGGUGAAACCAGGUCAUUUGAAAUAUGUGGCACUGUAUUUUGUCAUUAAUAAAUCAGUUUGUCCAUCACUGCUGACUGUACUAAUGGGCCUUUUCCACGUGACGUCAGCCACUUUUUAUUCAAUCCAUUCGAGCAGGUGUAUUAUCCUUAAUUUCCCACCGGAGAUGAAUAAAGUGAUACUAAUCUACUCUACUCUAAGCAGCAUCUUGUGGCAUAGACAUACAUUUACAUGUCACUGUAUCUAUGGAAACCUGCUUCGCUUGUUGGACGUCGCUGAGGAAAAGGCUAACGACAGACGUCUGUGAGUGACUACCUGACUCAACGUGUGUUUGUGGUGGGAUAUUGCCUUUUAUUCAUUCACUGCGCAACUACUGCUUACUGGAUCCAGAUGUUUUUUGUUAUAGUUGAUGCAUUUUUUUUUUCUCCAUAGUAGCCUACCUAGAUCUGUUUCGCCAUUUAAAGUAAGCACACUGCACUGUGGGGGAGCGCAAGACAGUGCUUGUUAGUGAGCUUGUGACCUGUUUCAGAAGAGCAAGGUUUUCUGUGAAGCAGGGGUGGGGAACCUAUGUCUUGAGGGCCAUUUGUGGCUCUUGAGGCCUUUCAUAUGGCCCCUGAUAAAAUGUUAAUGUUAUGCAGCCUGACAUGAAAUAUGACUUCAUUUUUCUAAAGGAAUCUUAGAAAUUACAUUCACAACACAACCAAGCCAUAUUCAGGGCACCUAGAGAAGGUGGGAUCUGUUUUAAAGGUAGCUGCCUUCAAUACAGGCCUAAAGUGCAGCCUGAAAUCCCGGUCCAUGUCCACAGUACGGCCCUCUGAGGACUUUUACAGGCCUUGGAGGAAUGUGAAGUGGCCCUUCGAAUGAAAAAGGUUCCCCACGCCUGCUGUAAAGGAAGCCGUGCCCUAAGGAGAUCAACAGCGGCAUAGACGACAGGAGAUAGAAGCUGCCUUGCUUGCCCCCUGAGAUAGAUACAGUAUAUGUAUGUCGCCUUGCAAAAGAACUACAGUUUUUUCUUGCAGUCAAGUAAAGGAACUCAUUUGUUAUUGUGUGCUUGCUUUAUGCCAACAGUAAAGUUACCCACACAAAACGUACCUCAAAAUUGGUAUGGACUCGCAUACUAUGUGCAGUAUUUAAAAAGUUAUACCACUUUAUUCUGCUUUGUACAAGCCGCAAGUAAUAUAUACAUGUUUAUAUCUGAUUGUAUAAUAAGAGAACUGUUUGAUGAUGUGUAUUUAACAAUUGACAGAAAAAGUAUAAUUCAAAACUGUUAAGUCCUUACAACUGGUACUGCUAACAUUAAAUAAGUGUCACUACACGCGCCAAGCCCGAAUAUAGCAAUGAUGGCUAUAUGUCAUAGGUUUAGUUUACAUCUCUGAUAAGGGUUGGUGUAAUUCUCCCUAAAUCUGUCUGUAGAUGCUAUAUGGACAUGAAUAUUAAAUUACUAGACUAAAUAGUAUGCAUUGCAACCUCGGGACAGGUGUGCUUUUACAUUGCCAAGCUUCACUAUGGAAUAUAUUUUUAGCUUAUUGCAGUAUGCUGACAUUGUUUGCACUUGACUAUUGCCACAAGUUUUCUAUUAUAGUACAGUAAGUAGAUAUUAGAAGAGCAGUGAUGUCCCAGGAAGGGGUCUGGGUUUGUGUCUGUGCGCCAGUCCUAUGAAACAAUGCAGGCGUCACACAAACACACUCAAGUGGACUGUGCAGUAAUCCCUCUUAAGCAAGCUAUGAAUAGCUUCUUAUAAAUGUGGCUUGAUUGAACUGAACUGCUUUCAGGACAGCUUUCAAUAGCAAAUCAGCUUAGUCCAAAUACUAAGUUGGCGGCAUCUAUUUCACCAGUAUGAUAUGCGUGUUGUUCUGUGUGAGCCAGUGUGUGCGGGUGUGUGUGUUGUUGUGAGUGUAUAUGCUUACUGGGAGAUAUGACGUAUUGAUGUACAUUUUUUUUAUUAUAUGUAUAGAAGCAUAUUAGAACCUGAAAGUUGAAGAUUUAUAUGUACAGUUUAAUGCUAUGUGAAAAUCCUGCAAAUUAAUAUUGUUAAAUGCAAAUGUAUUAUUCUUCUAUUCUGUUAAAACAAAGUAUUGUUGCUGCCAACAUUAAGUAUUUUUUAUGUAAAACUCUAAUCAGAAUUCUAGCAAAACAACAAAAAGAAUUUAAAACAAUUAUUGCUCAGUAUCUGUUUAUAUGCGUAACACCAUAUUUUGUAGAUGUUUUUGCAUUCUUGUACAUGCCAAUUAUGCUGCUGUUUGAAAAAAAAGUAUAUUGUAAUUAUGUUUAAAGCUGGUCAUUUCUAUUUGUAUAAUGCAUUUCAAAAUGUUAUUUUCGAUGAGCACAAUUUGUGCCCCAUCUUAAUACCGCCAUUACAUGUGAUUGUGUAAGAGCUGCAGUUUUUGCAUUGUCAGUUUUGCAUUAUCCGCUUUUCCCCAAAUGAAUAAAGACAACUGUGACAGAAACAUAA
Engraulis encrasicolus (European anchovy) is the source of this 6764-nucleotide messenger RNA. It is a transcript of the gene arhgap20, whose product is annotated as Rho GTPase activating protein 20. The record is from RefSeq and is a predicted model, not a curated record. The transcript is spliced from 16 exons. Gene Ontology annotation, biological process: signal transduction; regulation of Rho protein signal transduction. Lineage: Eukaryota; Metazoa; Chordata; Actinopteri; Clupeiformes; Engraulidae. The coding region runs from base 246 to 3947 and encodes 1233 amino acids. Gene Ontology annotation, molecular function: GTPase activator activity.